GACUGACGAGUUGCGGCUUCGAAGCAAUUGCUUACAGGAGACAAUGAGUCUGUCCUAUGACUGACUACCUUAAAAGAGAUGUCACAUCUAUCUACCCAGUCACUUCCGAUCGAGGGGUCCGUCAUUGAACGUAUCUCAAACUCGAGAGGCCAAACACUCCUGUUUCUAUAUAAACAUGGCUCGCUCCCAUUCACAAAUCUAUCGGCAUCUUCUUUGCACGACAUUGGAGCCGUCUUAUUAUAAACAAUUCCCGAUACUAGCCAAAGACAGCACUGAGUUUUACUAAAACACAUUACCUAAUUGGAGAACGACAAGGAUGACUUCAAAUAAACCAUAUGACCAGUCAAUCGUCGCCACCUUGUCGAGUAUACCUGAUGCCGAAGCGACAGCUCAUUAUAUCAAGGAUGAAACUGGGUCGCUAGUCGAGAGAGCACUGGCAAGUGGUCCUAUGGAUAACCAGAUCUCUCGGAAAAUCCGUACAAAAAUUGACCGACGGGUCUUGCCUCUUCUAUGUAUAACCUAUGCUUUUCAAUUCAUGGUCAAGACGUCAAUGGACUAUUGCUCUGUCUACGGGAUUUUCCCCGAUUACAAACCCCAUGGCCAAGAUUAUUCAUGGAUCAUUUCCAUCUUCUAUUUCGGUUAUCUCGCUGCCGAGUAUCCCAGUCUCGCUAUUAUGCAGAAGUUUCGACUAGCUAAAUUCUUGGGAGUCAAUAUGAUUCUAUGGGGUGCAAUCCUCAUGACAACCGCAGCGUGCUCUUCUUUCGCAUGCUUUGCCACCGUGCGAUUCUCUUUAGGUGUGGUCGAAGCGACAAUAUCACCUGGAUUCGUAGCUAUCACGGGAAUCUGGUGGACUAGACAGGAGCAAGCUAGUCGUUCAUCCCUCUGGAUCUCGUUUUUAGGAGUUGGCAGCUUCAUCGGAACGCUGCUAGUUUAUGGUCUUGCUCAAGAGCAUGCACAACUAGGUGGUUGGAAGCGCACCUUCUUAAAGUUAGGAGGCCUUAAUCUCAUUUGGGGAGUGCUAUUUUCACUUGCUAUGCCAGACAGCCCGGUAACCGUCACAUGGCUUAACGAGAACGAGAAAAUUGCCUCUAUUCAACGAGUGAUGGGCAAUAAAACCGGCACGAGAUCUCGUCGCUUUGUUAAAUCCCAGGUCGUCGAGGCGGUUACCGAUCCUAAGAUUAUCAUCUUGGGCUUAAUCUCCUUCGUCAACGCCAUCGCAUCCGGCGGACUCGUGUUCGGUUCAUCGAUUAUUCAAGGUUUCGGUUUCGAUCCACUCGAAACUGCUUUGUUAAACCUGCCCCUAUCCGUAAUCCAGGUUGGGACACAAAUUGGAUCGGGAUUUCUGUUUGCUCGCAUUCGCAACUCUCGCUUACAUAUUGCAUCUCUAGCAAUGAUUCUUCCAAUCGUAGGUACGAUGUUGAUCAACCAGCUCCAGCCUGCUAAUAAAUGGGGACGACUUGUCGGGGUUUGGCUAUUGGGCUCCUAUCCCGUGGGCUUCAUGACAAUCCUCGGCCUGCUCUCAACCAACAUCGCGGGUACCACCAAGAGGUCCGUCGCUUCGGGCUGGGUAUUUGUCUGUUACUGCGCCGGCCAUAUCUUCGGGCCGCAAUUCUUUAAGAGCACCGAGGCACCAGCAUACCGCAACGGUAUUAAGGCUAUAUUCUAUUGUUUCGUGAUGAAUAUACUCCUGAACCAGGUAUUGCGUAUUAUUUAUGACCUUGAAAACAAGAGGCGAGACCGGUCCUUGGAGGGAAAAUCAGAAGAUGAAGUCUUAGCGACGAAGAGAUCCAGUGAACUACAGGGUUUUAAGGAUGUCACCGAUAAGGACAAUGUCAUGUUCCGUUAUGCUUUGUAAUCGAUGCUUAGAUGCGUUUGGCAUGUAUGGGGCUAUUGCCGGCUCUGUAGAGACUACCUAAGGCCAGACCUGGGAAGUGUCAUGUUUCUUAUUAAACGAAUAUAAAAUCGUAUCUAAAUACCUAUCUCCGUUGUGAUAUCGCUCUGCUGCGUCUCUAAGUUGCUCCUUAGAUUCGCAUUGCGUGCGUCUGUG
This is a messenger RNA of Annulohypoxylon truncatum, 2047 nucleotides long. Its product is annotated as major facilitator superfamily domain-containing protein. Gene Ontology annotation, molecular function: transmembrane transporter activity. Lineage: Eukaryota; Fungi; Ascomycota; Sordariomycetes; Xylariales; Hypoxylaceae. Gene Ontology annotation, cellular component: membrane. Bases 317 to 1855 code for a protein of 512 amino acids. The record is from RefSeq and is a predicted model, not a curated record. The transcript is spliced from 6 exons. Gene Ontology annotation, biological process: transmembrane transport.